Molecule: messenger RNA, 684 nt
Organism: Gongylonema pulchrum
Lineage: Eukaryota; Metazoa; Nematoda; Chromadorea; Rhabditida; Gongylonematidae
Source: the annotation of a GenBank genome assembly
AUGGCGUCCAGUACCGACGGAAUGGUGCAUAUGGUGGACAGGGGCAGGAAAGCCCUGAAUCGCCUGAGGUCUCAUGAACACAGAAUCAAAGCGAUCCUCAGUCGGCUGAAUGAGGAAUCAGAAAGUGACUGUGGUGCCGAAGUCUCGAAUGUUCAACAAAGAGAACAGUUCGUAAGGUUGCCACAAAUUGAGUUGAAAGACUUCAGUGGAAACCCAAUGGAGUGGCCACAGUUUUGGUCAUUUUUUCAGGCUGCUGUAGAUAGACAGCCAAUCAGCGCAAUUCAGAAAUUCAAUUAUUUGAUCUGCAGCCUCAAAGGAGCAGCUCAUAGAGCCGUGGCAGGUUAUGAAGUCACGCCUGAAAAUUAUCUGGUGGUACUAGAAGUACUCAUGCGAAGGUUCGGAGAUAGGGGUGUGAUAAGGCAUGCCCUACACAAUGAAUUAAAACAAUUAAAGAGGAUUGAGCAGUUCAAAGGUUUGCGAGAAAUGAUUAAAAGUAUCGAGCGCAUUUUGCUUCAACUGGAAAAUUUGGGUGAUGAUGUAAACCACCCAAAGAUUUUAAUGGUGAUUGAGAAGCUACCAAGAUGGGUUCUCUUGGAAUUAUAUGAAGCAAAAGGAAAGGACAUUCCUUGGGAUGUUAACAAAAUGAGACGAUAUUUACAAACAAUUGUUCAAAAAAGAGAAGAG